CUGAAAACACUCGUUUGGAUAGAGGUAGUCUGUCUACCUCUAUUCCUUUUGAUAGCUUCAGCACGUUCACGUUAGCUUAGCUUGCAGGACUUUGCAGCUUUUUGUUAACCUGGAUGUCAUCUUGUCAUGGCGAUACAACUUUAUGUUGUUUUCACACUGGUUGCAGCUUCUAUUCACGACUGCGAUGGGGUCCUGCGCUUCGCCUCCUACUAUAGAGACCACAUGGUGCUGCAGAAGUCUCCAGAGAGAGCUGUAGUGUGGGGCUAUGGACCCGAGGGUGAACAGGUGAAAUUCACCUUGUCAGGACAAAACCUACAGAGCAUCUCACAGGCUACAGUGACAAACGGUAUCUGGCGAGUCAGCCUAGACCCUGUUGAGGCUGGUGGUCCCUACAAUGUGACAGCGGGGGUGCAGAACAGCACAGCCGUUCUGACAGAUGUGCUGUUUGGAGAUGUUUGGCUGUGUGGAGGCCAGAGCAACAUGUUCUUGAAUUUAUAUCAGAUUUUCAAUGCAUCAGAGGAGUUGAAGCGCGCAGCACACUAUCCUCAUGUGAGGACUUUUAUGGCAUCCCUGGUCCAGAGUGAAACUGAGCAAACUGAUUUUAUUCAUGUCCAAAUUCCCUGGUCUGUGCCACCAGCAUAUCUAGCAGGUUUCUCUGCAGUGUGCUGGCUCUUUGGCCGUGAUUUGUAUGAGAAGCUGCAGUACCCCAUAGGACUGGUGGAGUCCUGUUGGGGUGGCACCACUGUCGAAGCAUGGUCCUCUCCAAGAGCACUUCAGCAGUGCGGACUACUACAGCAGCCUGAUGACGGACCCAAAGUUAAUUCUGUCUCGUGGAAUGCAAUGAUCCACCCGCUGCUCAACAUGACCAUCAAAGGAGCCAUCUGGUACCAAGGUGAGGAUAACACAAUAUAUCAUCAAGAGAUGUACAACUGCUCCUUCCCGGCUAUGAUUGAUGACUGGAGGAUGGCAUUUCACCAGGGCUCAGGCGGGCAGACGGCUCUCGAUUUCCCCUUUGGAUUUGUCCAGCUGUCUACCUCAAAAAAAAACUCAACUAGUGACGCCUUUCCGAAUAUCCGCUGGCACCAGACAGCAGAUAUCGGCUUUGUCCCAAAUCCCCGCAUGCAGAAAACGUUCAUGGCUGUGGCAAUGGAUUUACCAGAUGAAAAAUCUCCCUAUGGCCCAAUCCAUCCCAGAGACAAGCAGGACGUGGCCUUCAGACUGUCAUUGGGAGCAAGGGCAGUGGCGUAUGGUGAGCACGACGUGCCCUUUCGUGGACCUUUCCCCAGCAAAAUCCUGUCCACUACAAAGUAUCUCGAGAUAACCUAUGACCAGGAAGUUUCUGUCGCUCCGUCUGAAAACAUCUUUGAGAUCUGCUGCUCAGAGAGUCAAACUCCAUGUGGUCCGAAGUCUCGUUGGGUUCCAGCUCCCAUCAUGCAGUGGGGUCCGACCACUGUCCAGUUAUCUACCACUUUGUGUUCGCCCAAUGAAGAGGUCGCUGCUCUGCGGUAUGCAUGGAGAGACUGGCCCUGUGACUUUAAGGCCUGUCCAAUCUACAGUGCCAGUCAGAUUUUACCGGCUCCUCCUUUUAUUGCCAACCGUCCUCCAGCCAAAGGAAUCAAUGAACUGUAAGAAGACCAAAUAAUGAAAAGUGUGCAUUUGUUUAAGUCAACAGCUGAUCACCCAUUGAAUUGCAAGAAGAAUAAUGCUGCUAUUUUAUGUCUUAGUUGGAAAGCUUGGCAGUUCUACCUGUCAGCAUGGUGGAAUCCUCUUAAUACGUCUUAUUUUAUUUUAAAACAUUCAUAAUAGAGAUAUUUCUGAAUUCGAAAUACUGAAGAUUAGUAAGUUUGUAGCAGUUUGGUAUGUUUAAAUGUGGUUAUGGUUUCUAUCCUGUUUACAAUCUGUGCUGUUACAACAAGAAAUUGCUGGAGUGUAUAUAUAAAAAAUUGCCAAUAUUUUAUUUGAACAAAACUCUGUAAAAAAUGUUUGCAUCAAUAAAUGUCAAAUGAUAAG
Eleginops maclovinus (Patagonian blennie) is the source of this 2010-nucleotide messenger RNA. RefSeq names its product sialate O-acetylesterase-like. Gene Ontology annotation, molecular function: sialate O-acetylesterase activity. Gene Ontology annotation, biological process: carbohydrate metabolic process. The coding region runs from base 127 to 1629 and encodes 500 amino acids. NCBI's taxonomy places the organism in Eukaryota, Metazoa, Chordata, Actinopteri, Perciformes, Eleginopidae. The record is from RefSeq and is a predicted model, not a curated record. The transcript has 10 exons.